UUUCAUUGCCUCCACUACUCUCUCCUAUAAAACCGCAUGCGCUCCCUAUUUCUCACACCUGCUUCUCUCUCUAAAACCCUUGCUUCUCUCCCUUUCUCACUCCAAACAGCAAUUCAGCAAGAGAUCGAUCAAUAAGAGAUACAAAAAGACGGCUCUGCAGCCUCUGCUGUAGCUUACGCCGACCUUGUCACCAGCGCCAUGAACUCAGUUCUAAAUACUCUAGAGAACAGCCAAACUGAAGCCUACUCCAACUCCUCCACCUCCGUUACUGAAGACCGUCUUUAUCACUCCAGCCUCGUGACACAGCACCAGGAUAUGAUCAACCAAUACGCUCUUUGCCAAAGUGAAGCCUACUCCACCGCAUCCUCCUCCGUCACUGACGACCGUCUCUAUCACUCCAGCCUCGUGACACAGCACCAGGAUAUGAUCAACCAAUACGCUCUUUGCCUCACUCGCCUCCGCAAGGCUGCCGAGAUAGCUCGCAUUCUCCGCCAAGAGAACGCCAGUCUCCGAUCUAUAAAUAUCGAGCUCAACAACCGCCUCAGCCUCCUGCUACAGUCCUCCGUCCAGAAACACUUCCUCUCCUCUGAUUAUGAUCAGAACCCCGUGCCGUCUGAGCUUGUGAACGGAUUUCGUAGUCUGUAUAUUGGCGGUGACCAAAAUGAAGAGAUGUCCGAUGCGAGUCCGACCAGCGUUAUAAGAGGCAUGGACGUAGGGAGGGCAACGCUACCAAAGAGCGUGUCCGUCAGGUCCGAUGGAUACUUGAAGAUGAACCAGGCAGGGGCCACAACCAAAACAAGGAGCGUGAAUCGGCCACGAAAUGUGAGUCCACUCGGCCGAACGCAGAAAGUAUACGUGGGUGGAGGGAAGAAAGAGGAGCCGGUGAUGCUUGAGGUGUACAACCAAGGCAUGUUCAAGACUGAACUGUGCAACAAAUGGGAGGAGACUGGCACUUGCCCUUACGGAGAUCACUGUCAAUUUGCCCAUGGCAUGCAUGAGCUCCGCCCAGUGAUCCGCCACCCUCGCUACAAGACCGAGGUUUGCAGGAUGGUCCUCGCAGGCGAUGUCUGCCCCUAUGGCCAUCGAUGCCACUUCCGCCAUGCACUCACUGAUGAGGAGAAGUCUUUCAUGGCCCGCCUGAAUCACAGGGCAAUCAAGCUGGGCAGGUAAUUACAAUAUGCAGGUUGAGGUAUAUAAUAUAGCUAGGAAGCCAGGGGUAACAGGAAAUAAAAAUGUUGCUGGGAGAGGGCUUUGGUGCCGGGAGGGUGGGGAUUUGAAAGGAGGACCAAAGAGAGGCUUAUUGUGCUUUAAUUUGAUGACUGUAUCUUACCUUAGCUUUUUUUUUGUUUCUCUAGAUAUAGACAUUGAGAGUUCAAUACCCAUACUGCUAUACAUGCUUGGUGAUGAACUGAUGAUAUAAACCCCAAGCAACACCAAAAUAGAAGUUGUAAUGGUGUCACGAGUCUGAUUCUAGUAAAAUAAAUAACCCCAUUUUGGAGUUUC
Messenger RNA from Tripterygium wilfordii, 1503 nucleotides. Its product is annotated as zinc finger CCCH domain-containing protein 15-like. Lineage: Eukaryota; Viridiplantae; Streptophyta; Magnoliopsida; Celastrales; Celastraceae. Gene Ontology annotation, molecular function: metal ion binding; mRNA binding. The record is from RefSeq and is a predicted model, not a curated record. The transcript is spliced from 3 exons. The coding region runs from base 199 to 1170 and encodes 323 amino acids.